Messenger RNA from Striga hermonthica, 1275 nucleotides. Lineage: Eukaryota; Viridiplantae; Streptophyta; Magnoliopsida; Lamiales; Orobanchaceae. The record is from the annotation of a GenBank genome assembly.
AUGCAGCCACCAAUCGAUCCCAUCCGACCAAGGCAACAGCGGCGCGGCGGCCAGGAAAUGCACCGGGUCAUGGCUGCCGGCGGCCCCAACUCCCAAUUGAACGACGGGGUCGGCCAGUCAGGUGGAGUUGAGAUGCAAAGUGAGCUGCAGGGUCGACUACCACCAUGUCCUCCGAUGGCAGGCCUUGCCGGAGACAAUGAUGAUCCCCUGGCGGAGCCGUACUCUGGCAGCUACGCCCCCUCUGCAUCCUUUGAGGACAUGGCCAACGGCAACACUUUUCUAAAUGGAAAUGGAUAUUUUUCCAACAUGAUGGUUGAAACCAAUCUAGGGGAUUUUGAUAAUUAUAGCAACACGAAUGCUGACCAUCAGUCACAAGCAAUGCAAGUUAGUCCAGCAGUCCCCUCUGCGAGGCCAAACCACAAGAGAUCAAAGAAUUUCAGUGACCACGAAGAUGAGGUUUUGGUUUCAGCGUGGCUGAAUAUAAGUUUGGAUCCGGUCGUAGGAAAAGAUCAAAAAGGUGGCAGGUAUUGGUCUCGUAUCUGUGACUAUUUCCAUGAGCACAAGACGUGUCAAUCAACGCGUACCAUUAAUUCUCUAAUGCACCGGUGGGAGACCAUACAGAAAUGUGUGAACAAUUUUUGUGGAUGUCUAACACGGAUUGAGUUAAGGCGUCAAAGUGGUACUACAAUGCAAGACAAGGUUGCAGAGGCAUGUGCUUUGUACAAGGCCGAAGACCAACAUAACAAAGCAUUUCAGUUCAUGCAUUGCUGGGAUAAGCUAAGAACACAACCGAAAUGGCUUGCUAAACUUGAUGAAUUGGCUGCUGCAAAAACAUCUAACAAGAAGCAGAAGACAAGGCCUAAUGCUGAUCCGAGUGCAACUGUACCAAGUGAAAUAGGACAAGAUGCAGUUGAAAACUCAGAUGCUAAUGCGUUGACAAGGCCAAUUGGUAAGAAGAAGGCAAAAGCAGCAUUGCUGCAAGAGAAGAAAAAAAGUGUGACAGCAACCUUAGAAAAUAUGUGGGCACAGUUAAAAGAAACUGAUGAGGAGAAAGAGCUAAAGAAAGAUCAGAGGUUCAACAAAGCAUUUGCUCUAGAACAGGAACGAGUUGAAAAUGAAAAACUACUUCUUGAGGUGAGGAGACAGGAGGUCCAAUUGCAGAGAAAGAGGGAUGAAGAGAGGAUUAUGACCAUGGACCUUAGUGCCAUGCCAGAUGAGCAAAAGAAAUACUACAUGUGCUUGCGGGCUGAGAUCAUGAGCAGAAUAUUUAAUUAG